AUGCAGCUGAGAAGAAAAGCUUCUAGAGCUCUUCACAAUGCGUUCACUCACUACGACGAACAAACCGAGCUGGCCGAGAGGAUCAAAGAGUGCUCGAGCUCCAGGAACUUGGGACAGGGAAAGCUCCUCCACAACGAGAUCCAAAACAGCCGCCACUUCGAGAAUAGAUUCCUUGGCAACCUCCUCAUCGACAUGUAUGGGAAAUGCGGCAGCCCCGGCGAGGCCAGGAAAGUGUUCGACGUUCUUCUCGAGCCCAACAAGUUCUCGUGGAACAUGAUGGUCAAGGCUUACACCCAGAAUGGCUCUCUUGACGAGGCAAGGAAACUCUUCGACGAGGCUCCAGAUCGCGAUGUGGUAACUUGGAACCACAUGAUCGCGGCAUACGCACAAGCUGGAAAUCUCCAGGAGUCCCGCAAGCUGCUCGAUCGAAUGCCGGAUCCGGACGUGGUUUCGUGGACUCUGCUACUUACGGCGUAUGCCCAAGCCGGGCAUGUCGAGGAAGCCAGAAAGAUCUUCGAUCGGAUGCACAGAAGAGACAUCCUGUCGUGGAACGCGUUGCUGCAAUCGUAUGCCGCUAACGGUUAUUGUAUCCAAGCCUCGCAGGCUUUCGAAAAGAUGGCGGCGGUGGACGUGGUUUCUUUCACGACGGUCAUGGCAGCGAAUGCCCAAGCCGGGCAUCUGUCCGAGGCCGAGGCUCUCUUCACCGUGAUGCCGGAGAAAGAUUUCAUCGCCUGGAACGCGAUGCUAUCGGCCUACGCGCAGAGUGGACAGAUGAGUCUGGCUCGGCAGAUCUUCGAGAGGAUGACCAACCGGAACGUCGUCUCCUGGAGUGUCAUGGUGUCCGGGCUCGCGCACAGAGGAUUCAUCAGGGAAGCUCGAGCCUACUUUGGAAGAAUGCCAUCGAGGAAUGUUGUGUCAUGGACGGCGCUAGUACAGGCGCUCGGCCAGGCCGGGAACGUGGUAGCAGCCGAGAGCCUGUUCUUCGUCAUGCCGACGAGGAACGUCCUCUCGUGGAACGGGCUGCUCGCUGGAUUCGCCCAGCACGGGAAGAUUGCCGCGGCGAUGGAGGUGUUUGAGAAGAUGCCGCAGAGGGACGAGGCUGCAUGUAGCAGCAUGGUUGCUGCUCACGGCGACUGUGGCAACUUAGCGGAGGCCAGGGAGAUCUUCUCGUCCAUGCCGGACUCUUGCCGGGGGACGAUCGUGACGACGUCGAUGCUCGUGAGUUACGCUGGCAGCGGCGACUUUUCAGCAGCGAGAGAGCUCUUCGAUCGGAUGGAAGUGAAGGACGCGGUGGCACUCACGACGAUGGUGUCGGUGUAUGGCCGAGAAGGAAAGCUUCGCGAGGCUCGAGCUCUUUUCGACGCCAUCGCCAGGCCCGACGUGGUGGCCUGGAACACGAUGAUCGAGGCCUACGCCAACGCUGGCCAGCUCGAUCAAGCGCGAGCUCUCUUCGACGCUAUGCCGGUGGACAAGAACGUUGUCUCGUGGACAGUGAUGCUCACCGGCUACUCCCAGCUCGGGCAGUACGAGAGAGCUCUCGGGAUCUUCCAGAGAAUGGAUCUCGAUGGGAUUCAACAGGACGACAUGACGCUCACGGCGAUUCUUAGUGCGUGCUCUCACGUCGGCCUCGUCGGUCCCAGCAAGCUCCACUUCUCGUCGAUGCUGGCCGACUAUGGAGUGACGCCGAGGAUCGAGCACUACCAGUGCAUGGUGGCGAUCUUGGGUCGAGCCGGAGAGCUCGGCAAGUGUGAAGAACUGGUUGGAAGGAUGCCUAUUGCUCCUGAUGUUGGUGCGUGGAAGAAUCUGCUGGGAGCUUGUAGCAUCCAUGGCGAUGUGGAUCGAGGCGACGUUGCUGCCAAUGCCGCCGCGGAGAUGGAUCCCAGCAACGAGGUUCCUUAUCUCCUCCUCUCUAAUAUCGUGAGAGGCUAG
Molecule: messenger RNA, 1929 nt
Organism: Selaginella moellendorffii
Lineage: Eukaryota; Viridiplantae; Streptophyta; Lycopodiopsida; Selaginellales; Selaginellaceae
Product: pentatricopeptide repeat-containing protein At4g02750
Exons: 1
Coding region: 1-1929 (642 amino acids)
Biological process (GO): RNA modification
Molecular function (GO): protein binding; RNA binding
Source: RefSeq, a predicted model, not a curated record